Molecule: messenger RNA, 3362 nt
Organism: Balearica regulorum gibbericeps (East African grey crowned-crane)
Lineage: Eukaryota; Metazoa; Chordata; Aves; Gruiformes; Gruidae
Source: RefSeq, a predicted model, not a curated record
GGCACUUCACCUCAGCAGAGGAUCUGAACCUGUUGAUCGCCAAAAACACACGACUGGAGAUCUACGUGGUGACAGCGGAGGGGCUGCGGCCCGUCAAGGAGGUGGGGAUGUACGGCAAGACCGCCGUCAUGGAGCUCUUCCGCCCCAAGGGGGAGAGCAAGGAUUUGUUGUUCAUCCUGACAGCCAAGUACAACGCCUGUAUCCUCGAGUACAAACAGAACGGGGACAGCAUUGAUAUUAUAACCCGUGCCCACGGCAACGUGCAGGAUCGCAUCGGCCGUCCCUCAGAGACCGGCAUAAUUGGCAUCAUUGACCCAGAGUGCCGGAUGAUCGGCCUGCGGCUAUACGACGGCCUCUUCAAGGUCAUUCCCCUGGACCGGGAGAACAAGGAGUUAAAGGCUUUUAACAUCCGCCUGGAAGAGCUCCAAGUCAUCGAUGUGAAGUUUCUCUACGGCUGUCAAGCUCCAACCAUCUGCUUUGUCUACCAGGACCCUCAGGGUCGUCACGUCAAGACGUACGAGGUGUCCCUGCGUGAGAAGGAGUUUAACAAAGGUCCUUGGAAACAGGAGAACGUAGAGGCUGAAGCCUCCAUGGUCAUCGCAGUGCCAGAGCCUUUUGGAGGCGCGAUCAUCAUCGGGCAGGAGUCUAUCACCUAUCACAACGGAGAUAAAUACCUAGCUAUAGCCCCACCUAUCAUCAAGCAAAGUACGAUUGUGUGCCACAACCGCGUGGAUCCCAACGGGUCCCGUUACUUGCUGGGGGACAUGGAAGGACGACUUUUCAUGCUGCUCCUGGAGAAGGAGGAACAGAUGGAUGGCACUGUCACCUUGAAGGACCUGCGCGUGGAACUGCUCGGCGAGACAUCCAUUGCAGAGUGCUUGACCUACCUGGACAAUGGAGUUGUAUUUGUCGGUUCUCGGCUUGGGGAUUCCCAGCUUGUGAAGCUCAACGUGGACAGCAACGAGCAGGGCUCCUACGUAGUGGCUAUGGAGACCUUCACCAACCUUGGUCCCAUCGUUGACAUGUGUGUGGUGGACCUGGAAAGACAAGGCCAAGGGCAGCUCGUCACAUGCUCGGGUGCGUUUAAAGAGGGUUCACUGCGGAUCAUCCGGAAUGGCAUUGGAAUUCACGAGCACGCCAGCAUUGACUUGCCGGGGAUUAAAGGCUUGUGGCCCCUGAGGUCGGACUCUCAUCGUGAAACGGACAAUACGUUGGUGCUGUCCUUUGUCGGCCAGACCAGGGUUCUUAUGUUAAAUGGAGAGGAAGUAGAAGAGACGGAGCUCACAGGGUUUGUGGAUGAUCAGCAGACUUUCUUCUGUGGCAACGUGGCACAUCAGCAGUUGAUCCAGAUCACCUCUGCCUCUGUGAGACUGGUUAGUCAGGAGCCCAAAGCCCUGGUGAGCGAGUGGAAAGAGCCCAAUGGAAAGAACAUCAGCGUGGCUUCCUGUAACAGUAACCAGGUAGUGGUGGCCGUGGGACGAGCCCUGUAUUACCUGGAGAUCCGACCCCAGGAGCUCAGGCAGAUCAGCUGCACAGAAAUGGAGCAUGAAGUUGCUUGCCUGGACAUCACUCCUUUGGGGGACACCAACGGCAUGUCCCCACUGUGUGCAAUCGGGCUCUGGACUGACAUCUCUGCCCGCAUCCUCAAGCUGCCUUCGUUUGAACUGCUGCACAAAGAGAUGCUGGGAGGAGAAAUUAUCCCUCGCUCCAUCCUGAUGACGACCUUCGAGAGCAGCCAUUACCUUCUCUGCGCCCUGGGGGACGGAGCUCUCUUCUACUUCGGGCUCAGCCUCGAGACUGGUUUGCUGAGCGACCGGAAGAAGGUGACCCUUGGGACCCAGCCCACCGUCCUGAGGACUUUCCGCUCUCUGUCCACCACCAAUGUGUUUGCCUGCUCUGACCGCCCCACCGUCAUCUACAGCAGUAACCACAAACUGGUCUUCUCCAACGUCAACCUGAAGGAGGUGAACUACAUGUGUCCCCUUAACUCGGAUGGGUACCCCGACAGCUUGGCGUUGGCCAAUAACAGCACCUUGACCAUCGGCACCAUUGACGAGAUCCAGAAGCUGCACAUCCGCACGGUUCCCCUCUAUGAAUCGCCCAGGAAGAUCUGCUACCAGGAGGUAUCACAGUGUUUCGGGGUGCUCUCAAGUCGGAUCGAGGUGCAGGAUGCCAGUGGGGGCACCACUGCGCUCAGACCCAGCGCCAGCACCCAGGCUCUGUCCAGCAGCGUGAGCACCAGCAAGCUGUUCUCCAGCAGCACGGCACCGCAUGAGACAUCCUUCGGAGAAGAGGUGGAGGUGCACAACCUGCUCAUCAUAGAUCAGCACACCUUCGAAGUGCUUCACGCUCACCAGUUUCUGCAGAACGAGUACGCCCUCAGCCUGGUCUCCUGCAAGCUUGGCAAGGAUCCGAACACCUACUUCAUCGUGGGCACCGCCAUGGUGUAUCCCGAGGAGGCAGAGCCCAAACAGGGACGCAUUGUCGUCUUCCACUACUCUGACGGGAAGCUGCAGAGCCUGGCUGAGAAGGAGGUGAAGGGCGCUGUGUAUUCCAUGGUGGAGUUCAAUGGGAAGCUGUUAGCCAGCAUCAACAGCACGGUGCGCCUGUACGAGUGGACAGCUGAGAAAGAGCUGCGCACAGAGUGCAACCAUUACAACAACAUCAUGGCGCUCUACCUGAAGACCAAGGGAGACUUCAUCCUUGUGGGAGAUCUGAUGCGGUCCGUCCUCCUCCUUGCGUACAAGCCUAUGGAAGGAAACUUCGAGGAGAUUGCCCGGGACUUCAAUCCAAACUGGAUGAGUGCCGUGGAGAUCCUGGACGACGACAACUUCUUGGGAGCAGAGAAUGCUUUCAAUUUGUUUGUGUGCCAGAAGGACAGCGCGGCCACGACCGAUGAGGAGCGCCAGCAUUUGCAGGAGGUGGGACUGUCCCACCUGGGAGAGUUCGUCAAUGUUUUCUGUCACGGGUCUCUGGUCAUGCAGAACCUGGGUGAGACAUCCACGCCAACACAGGGCUCGGUUCUCUUCGGCACAGUCAACGGCAUGAUCGGACUAGUGACCUCACUGUCGGAGAGCUGGUACAACCUCCUGCUGGACAUGCAGAACAGGCUGAAUAAAGUCAUCAAGAGCGUGGGCAAGAUUGAGCACUCCUUCUGGAGAUCGUUUCACACCGAACGCAAGACAGAACCGGCUACGGGCUUCAUUGACGGUGACCUGAUCGAAAGCUUCCUGGACAUCAGCAGACCCAAGAUGCAGGAGGUGGUGGCAAACUUGCAGAUCGAUGACGGCAGCGGCAUGAAGAGGGAAGCCACCGUAGACGACCUGAUAAAGAUCGUGGAGGAGCUGACCCGGAUCCAUUAG